AGUCAUCCAGCUUUUGAUGGUUGAAGGGAAGGUGGAUCGGAGAGCCAAUCAGAGCCCAUGUAUUUCGGCAAAGCUAAGUGCUUCCCGGAACAUCGCGAAUUUCGUCAAGACUCCCAACACCAUCCGAUUCAACCCACUCCCCCCGAACGAUCAUCGCCCCGUCGACCGCAAAGAAGCACCACUUGUCACUACACGAGACGUGCGAACUUGACAGACGAUAUUCACAAUGGCCGCCGCUCGCCCCUUCUACACCGCUAUCUUCAAGAACAACUUCUCCAUGCUUGGCUUUGUCUUUGCGACGGGCUUUGCUUUCGAGAUGGGCUUUAACGGCGCGAUGAACAAGUACUGGGACUACCUGAACCGCGGCCGCCAAUGGAAGGACAUCCGCCACAAGUACGUCGAGGCUGCCGAUGACGACGAGGAAUAGACGACGAAAUCUACGACUUUGUGGGCCAGGAGAGCGAAAUAGAGGGAACGAGGGGCCUUUCUCCUUUUCAGAGCUUUGGCUUGGUGGAGGAGGAUGGGGAGUCCCUUAGGCGGGCGUGUAUUUUGUACCGAUAGACGGAAGGGCGUGUAGAACAUCAAGCUACCUUUCUGCAUAUUACUUACAUUUGAGGUUCCCCUUUUUGCUUUUCGUGAGAGAUUACGUGGUGCAAAUCCUGUAGCGAGUUGCAGGCUGUCUUUGCUGGUAAUUGCUGAGAGGUUCUAUAUCGCCAUUGAGGUUCACAGUGGUUUAUGUAGCUACGAAGCUGCCUUUCCGGUAAGGGCCUCACCUAGCGUGUCCUGAUAUCACGAUCCACGAAUCACGCAUAGGUACUGCAAGGGGAG
Colletotrichum acutatum is the source of this 828-nucleotide messenger RNA. Its product is annotated as ubiquinol-cytochrome C reductase. Lineage: Eukaryota; Fungi; Ascomycota; Sordariomycetes; Glomerellales; Glomerellaceae. Gene Ontology annotation, biological process: mitochondrial electron transport, ubiquinol to cytochrome c. The transcript is spliced from 5 exons. The record is from RefSeq and is a predicted model, not a curated record. Bases 227 to 427 code for a protein of 66 amino acids.